This is a messenger RNA of Clunio marinus, 810 nucleotides long. Lineage: Eukaryota; Metazoa; Arthropoda; Insecta; Diptera; Chironomidae. The record is from the annotation of a GenBank genome assembly.
AUGAAUGGCUUGAUGAAGAAACUUAAUGAAUCACCAGAAGAACUAUCACCAUCGAAGAGAAAGAACGAUUCAUUAAAUUUGAAAUCUAUUUGUGCGAGUCUCUACAGUAUGGACAUAAAUGAUGAAAUAAGUGAUUGUCCAACAAAAAUUACUAAUCCACCCCCAGCACCAUCAAGUUUCAUAUCCAGAGUUAACUUAUUUAAUAAAUUUCGUCAGCCUUCGAAUCAACAUCAACACGAAUACUUUCCAAUUAAAAUCCUUACAUGUGCAUUGAACAAAGUUGUCGUACAUUCUCAAAUCGACUUGCAAAACUACUUGAAAGUGAAAGCAUACAAGAUCAACAUUCAUAUGAGAAAAUUCUUGCGAGAUAUGAGAUUUCCGAGGGAUUUUGAAUUUAAGGAAGUUCAUGCUCGUUAUAGUUUAAUUCUCGUUUGGUACCUGAAAAAGAACAAUAUCUUGGUGAAAUGCAUUCGAAGUUUUAAGCCACUUAUCGAGAAAGUUUACUUUCUAGCUGAAUUUGCUGCUACUGAAACGAAUAGCUUUGAAUCAAGUAAAGACAUCAUUAAAAAGCAAGCACAAAUAUUUAAUCCUGAAGUGGUUGACACUGAAACUGCAUGUGUGGAUGCAUGGAAUGGACCUGAUAUUGUUAAAUGCUCAUGUUCAUUUGAUGAAAAUUUGACAAGCUCAAAGCAUCGACGUGAGAUGAGGAAAUGUCUGAGGUGUACCGGUUGGAGCGACGGAGGAUCAACGCGGAGAGGGGGACGAGGAUGGAGGGGUAGUCGGAUACGAGUAGCAGAAAAUAUAAGUUGA